UCUCUGUUGACAACAUGGGACAGCAUCUAGGAAAACGCGAGCCACAGCCGCAGAGCAAGCCUUCGUCACCAGAAGCAGAACAGACCAUAGAACCAGCACCCGUUGGUGAGACCAUGGCAGAACCCGAAUCACAAGACGAGGUCUUUGGCCUGGGCGAGGCAGAUGUGAACCCGAACAAUGGCUGCCCCUCUGAGAAGGCGGCGGCGGUGACUGACUCCACGGGCGCUGAGGGGCCCAACAGCUAUGAGGCCAGCACAGCUGAUGCUGACGAUAGCGCCGUGCCACGCCCCCACCUGGUCCGCCUCUUCUCCCGAGAUGCCCCGGGCCGCGAGGACAACACCUUCAAAGACCGCCCUUCUGAAUCGGAUGAGCUGCAGACCAUCCAAGAGCACAGCGGAGCAGGAUCAGAGUGCGGUUCAGAGGAUCAGGAUCUAGACUAAGU
Molecule: messenger RNA, 442 nt
Organism: Salvelinus fontinalis (brook trout)
Lineage: Eukaryota; Metazoa; Chordata; Actinopteri; Salmoniformes; Salmonidae
Product: myelin basic protein-like
Exons: 3
Coding region: 15-440 (141 amino acids)
Molecular function (GO): structural constituent of myelin sheath
Source: RefSeq, a predicted model, not a curated record